Osmerus eperlanus (European smelt) is the source of this 2484-nucleotide messenger RNA. RefSeq names its product sprouty homolog 1, antagonist of FGF signaling (Drosophila) (gene spry1). Bases 669 to 1733 code for a protein of 354 amino acids. Gene Ontology annotation, biological process: animal organ development; negative regulation of fibroblast growth factor receptor signaling pathway; multicellular organism development. NCBI's taxonomy places the organism in Eukaryota, Metazoa, Chordata, Actinopteri, Osmeriformes, Osmeridae. The transcript is spliced from 2 exons. Gene Ontology annotation, cellular component: membrane; cytosol. The record is from RefSeq and is a predicted model, not a curated record.
UCUGCCCAAUGAAUUAAGAGCGGAUGCGAUGUAUCCUUUUUCAGUGGACUGAAUGGCCAAUGGCAGUUGGCUUGUCGAGCAAACACUGAGCCCUACAUUCCCAUUCAUUCAGUGUUAGACAGUGCUGCAGCUUUGGAGAGAGCACGAACGAGACAAGGGUUUGCUUUGAGCGUUAGACAACACGAAAUAACUCGCGCCUUUCUACAGAUACGCGAAGGGAGACUCUUGGAUAUAUCGGUAUUUGUUUGCAUUUCGAAUUUGUUUGCACAAAGAAACUGAAGUCAUUUUAAUCACGAUCGCUAUUCCGCUACCGGACUAACCUGGGUUUCUUGACUACAAAUCGGCCUCAAGUGCGCAACUCAAACAGGGUGUCUUACAUCUAGCCUCUAUCGUGGAUUUACUGUUUCUGGAAAAGAUUGAUGUAACUGCGCGUUUAAAACAUCAACAUUUAGCCUAUAAGGAUUAACGGAAAGAAGAUAAAUCCUCACAUUUUUUGGAAUUAACAUUGUCCAUUAUGGACGUUAUCUGCUUUUAAGUUAGUCUGGACAAUUUUCUUGGAUGGAGUUCUGGUAUAAUGGUUGAUGGAUUCGACGUUAUGGAUGGUUGCAUUUAGGUUCUCCGAUGCAUGCCAAGUCCACGGUGAAUGUCGGAAGUGGUGAUCCCCCCAGAUGGAGCUCCAAAGUCAACAUGGCCCUGGCCGUUCAUUACUGGUGAUCCAGCAGUCUCCCCUGGAGGGCCGGCAUAGGUCUGACCUGGACCGGGAGCUCCAGCAUGCCGCCAUCCUCUCCCUGGACCAGAUCAAAGCCAUCCGCUCCAGCAACGAGUACAGCGAGGGUCCGUCCGUGGUCCGCCGGCCCCCAGCCCCCCGCAUGGCCCCCAGGCCUGAGAAACAAGAGCGGACUCACGAGGUGAUCCUCGUCAACGUCAACAACAACAACUACGACCACCGUCCGUCCGCGCUGCACCAUCCCAGCGGGGUGCUGCUGGUGUCCGGGGGCCCGCCCUAUGGAGGCUCCAGGGCCCCCGGCCUCAGCCGCUCCACCAGCACCGGCAGCGCGGCCAGCUCUGGGAGUAACAGCAGCGCCUCCUCCGAGCAGGGACUCCUAGCCCGCUCCCCGCCCUCCAGGCCCGGCCUGGCCCUGGCCCAGCACCACCACAGAGCCGAGCGGGCAGUCAGGACUCAGCCCCAGCCGAAGGGCCUCCUCCUCCCCCCCCAGCCGGGCCUACACCCCCUGGAGGCCCCGCUCAAGCCCUCGGGGAAAGGGAAGCAGGACUUGCUGGACGGGGUGGGGACGGACGGCCACCAGUUCAUCUGCGAGCGCUGCGGGAAGUGCAAGUGUGGCGACUGCACGGCCCCGCGCACGCUGCCCUCCUGCCUGGCCUGCAACGGACAGUGCCUGUGCUCCGCGGAGAGCGCGCUGGAGCACGGCACCUGCAUGUGUCUGGUGAAGGGCAUCUUCUACCACUGCUCCAACGACGACCAGGGGGACUCGUGCGCCGACCAGCCCUGCUCGCUGUCGCGCUCGCUCUGCUGCUCGCGUUUCCUCUGCAUGGGAUUAAUGUCGGUACUCUUCCCCUGUCUGCUGUGCUACCCGCCCAUCAAGGGCUGCCUGAAGGCCUGCCAAGGCUGCUACGACCGGGUCAACAGGCCUGGGUGCAGAUGCAAGAACUCUAACACUGUGUACUGCAAACUGGAGAGCUGGUCGCCGCAGGCCCAGGGAAAACCUUCCUGAUCCUGGGGGACUAGUCGUGUGUACCUGGGGGAGGGGAGAUGGGGGGGGGGGGGGGGGGCAUGGAGCCCACACACCCAACCCACCCACCUCCUCCACCACCACCUUCUCCUCCAUAUGGACCUGUUAAUGGUUAUGCUGAUAAUAAUAGUCACUAUCGAUGUUUAUCAAACAUUUGAAGCCCCUGCCUCCCCUGCACCAGUGCAGUCCUGAGAGGAGCUGGGGAGCGAUGAAAACCACUCAUUCGUUUGUUUUUGUUUGUUUCUUUUGCAACAGGAUCAUGUUUUACAGACCAGUGUUUGCCUUAACUGUUUCUUUGUCUUUGUUCAGCUACACACUAACACUCGUGUACAUCUGACAUGUUCCUGUCAGCUAAGCAGGGGAUCCCCGGGGCUUUAAGCUACCAGUAAGAACCGCCUCGUACCAGAUCUGUGAAGGACUCUCUCUCUAGAUGAUAUGUAGCUGUUACCUUGUACGCAUGGCAACCAGGACUGUUGGAUCACCUAACCGCUACCACACAGAGAUCGUGGUGGGCUUGGUUUCCUGUGAGUUGUGUUAAGGAAAGCCUGUCCCUGUCAUGGUUGUUGUGAUGGACUUUUCCGGUUCCUGUUCCUGCUCAACAUUCUCAACUCUCUCUCCUCUGGCUUGUCCUACCUUUUUGGUUUUUAUUUUGGUUUUGUAAAUUGUAUGCUCAAAUUCAUGAGAGUAAUUCUGGCUAUUUUUUAAAAGAAAUGUCUGUUAAAACAUUCUUUGU